AUGAAAGGUUAUUUUAUCCAAAUUAUAUGUUUUUCCUUUUUAUUAUGUUCAUGUUUUGGAACAUUGACACAAAAUUAUGAACUAAGCGAUAGUUAUGUUCGAGUACUUUUCAGAAAAUGGAUAGAUCGUAAUAAUCGUGACUAUCCAUCAAUUGAAGAAUAUCAAUAUCGAAUGACAAUAUUUAAAGAGAAUUAUAUAAAAAUUUUAAAAAUGAAUGAAAUUUUUGAAGAAGAUAUGUCAUUUGAAGCAAAUAAAUUUGCUGAUAUGACCGAAGAAGAAUUUCAACAGAAAAUCUUAAUGAAAUCUCAACCGCCACCAGUACAUCCUAAAUCAAGAUAUAUUCGUAUACCGGAUGAAAUUAAACAGCAGUUACCAGAUGAAUUCGACUGGCGAACACAAAAAGCAGUUACACCGGUGAAAGAUCAAGGUUCUGUUGGCACAUGUUGGGCAUUCAGUACAGUUCAAAACGUUGAAAGUCAGUGGUUUCUUCGUAAUAAUAAUUCUAUGUUGACAAAUUUAUCGGUAGAACAAGUUGUGGAUUGCGAUGGGAUGCAAAAUCCUGUUACUUCACAAGCGGACUGUGGUGUUUAUGGAGGUUGGCCAUUCUUAGCAUUUCAAUAUUUAAUAGCUCAAGGUGGAAUUGCCAACGAAACAGUUUAUAGUUAUUGCUCUGGAUUAAAAACGCCAUGUGAACCUUGCAAUGCUCCCGGUUAUAAUGACUCAUUAUGUGGACCACCUAUACCAUUUUGUUAUAUUAAAGAUAGCUGCGAAUCAAAACUUGAUGUAACAAAAUUUGUGCCUGGUCUAAAAGUUGUCGACUGGAAAGCAAUUGAAGAAGACGAAGAAACGAUUGCCGCAGCUUUAAUGACUAUCGGUCCUUUAUCAGUUGCACUGAAUGCUGAGAUGCUACAGUUUUAUCAUAAAGGAAUAUUUGAUCCACGAUUAUGUAAUCCAAAAAAUCUAGAUCACGCCGUGUUGCUUGUUGGAUUUGGUAUCGAAGGUAAAAAACCGUACUGGAUCGUGAAAAAUUCAUGGGGUGUGAAGUGGGGCGAAGGGGGUUACUUUCGAAUAUUACGAGGAAAAGGAGUAUGUGGAAUUAAUACACAGGUCACAAGUGCUGUUCUUGAAUAA
Didymodactylos carnosus is the source of this 1131-nucleotide messenger RNA. The record is from the annotation of a GenBank genome assembly. Lineage: Eukaryota; Metazoa; Rotifera; Eurotatoria; Philodinida; Philodinidae.